Messenger RNA from Spodoptera exigua (beet armyworm), 5728 nucleotides. The record is from the annotation of a GenBank genome assembly. NCBI's taxonomy places the organism in Eukaryota, Metazoa, Arthropoda, Insecta, Lepidoptera, Noctuidae.
AUGCGCAGCGGCUCUAAGCUGGAGCUGGAGGAGGAGCAGAGUAUGUAUGACUCAAAGGUGAUGCAUCUUGAUGGAAUGCAGUUGGCUAUAAAGGCUAAUGGACCAGGCCAGGUCAACGCUAAUGCUGGCUAUACAUAUAAAGCUCGAGAACACACGUCACACCAUGUCACGAGAUUAAGGCACUCGAGACAUCUAGAAGGGUACCUGCCUAUACACACAUCUUCCUUUGUACCUGCGACGGUUCCAAAAUUGGCGGUUAAGGAUAACCAUAAACCGCUGUUCACUGAGUGCCUGAACUACAGGCCUACUGUCAAAGAAGAACAGCCUGUAGGAACCUAUGUGUUCACUGUACACGCAGAAGACCGAGAUCCCCCAGAAAUGGGUGGAACGGUCACAUACAAGUUCGUCUCCACUCCUGGUGAAAAGGAGAGGUUCCACGUUGACCCUGAGACAGGGAAAAUCACCACAGCCGAUAUAUUCGACCAUGAUGAACCGUCCAGAGAAAAGGAAGCUUACAUAACAGUGAGAGCCAGUGAUAACGGACAACCGCAGCUGGACGACGCAUGUACCAUCAAAAUUCUGAUAGAAGACAUAAAUGAUAACCAGCCUGUGUUCGACAAAGUUUCGUAUUCGGAGUCGGUCCCACAAGACCUGCCCAGUGGGAGGGAGGUGAUGAGGAUAUCUGCUACGGACAUCGACGAUGGCAACAAUUCCAUUGUCCAUUACAGUCUGGACUCGAAUUCGCCGGACCAAGCGUAUUUUUACAUUGAUCCAGACAACGGAGUCAUAUUUUUGAAUAAAACUAUUGAUAAAGCUCCUGGCUACAAGUUUAAACUGAGCGCCAUAGUAAAAGAUAUGGGCACCCCGCCUCAGCAAAGUUCUAUAACUUUAGACAUCCAAGUUGUGGAGUCCAAUAAGAAGAGUCCUUCAUUUAUCGAAGUCCCAGAUGAACCAAUCAGAUUAAAGGAAAAUUAUUCAGAUUUUAAUACGCCUAUCGCUACUAUUCGGGCUGUCUCAAACAUACCCGAGGAGAAGAAGCUCCAAUUCGAGCUGGUGCAAGGUCAGACAGAACAGACGAACAAAUGGCACACCUUCGUGUUGGAGCCUGAAGCUGACUCCGCCUACAUCAAGCUUGGAAACCAUUUGGAUUAUGAGAAAAUUACUGAUUACACCCUGACUGUGCGAAUACAGAACAAUUACAAAUUAGCAGCAGAAACGAUAAUCCAAAUCGAAGUUGAAGAUGUGAACGACAAUAUCCCAAUCUUCAGUGAAAUUAGAUCAGGUAGCGUCUUAGAAAACGAGAACCCAGGCACACCAGUGAUGCAGGUCCGAGCCUUCGAUGCAGAUGGAACAUCAGCCAACAACCAGAUAACAUACGAACUCGGCGACCCAUCCGACCCAUUCGCUAUAGACAGUAUAACUGGCAACAUUACAACUUUAAAAAUGUUUGACAGAGAAGAAAGGAGUUUUUAUAACAUUAAGAUUAUUGCAACUGACAACUCUGAGUCUGCUCUGAUACCUGGCAAGCAUAAUGCUGGUCAGCAAGUGUUCCUGAUUGAAAUAGCCGAUAAGAAUGACAAUCCGCCUCAUUUUACGCAAGAUACGUACGUCGCUGAGUCCAUAGCUGAGAAUGCUAAUAUUAAUGAGCUAGUUACCGUUGUCAGCGCUUUGGAUAUUGAUACUGCAUCCGUGGUAACAUACAGCAUUGUGGCCGGCAAUACGUACGAUGCUUUCGUCAUUCGAAACUUUACUGGUGAAAUAAGAGUGAACAACGAGUUGGACUAUGAGAAUAUCACAAGUUACAGCCUAGAUGUAAGGGCUUUUGACGGUAUAUACGAAGAUUACGCCAAAGUCAUCAUCAAUAUUGAAAAUUUGAACGAUAACCCGCCUGUGUUUUUGGCUAAUUACACUAAGACUAUUGAAGAAGAGAAACUCUAUGAAGGGUGUAUUGUGAAGGUGGAAGCAUACGACCCUGACAUUAAAGACAGGAAUGCCCCUCAAAACAUCGUCUACUCCUUAGUAAAACAUGAACAAAAAGAAUUUCUUCAAAUCGACAAUGAUGGUUGUCUUCGCCUCACCAAGCCUUUAGACCGCGACCAACCGCUAGGUUUUACAAGAUGGCAGAUUUUAAUCAUGGCGGCCGAUCAUGGCGGGAGAUUGGGUUCUGACAGCUUGAGGUCAACGACCGAAGUCAUAUUGGAACUCACAGAUAUUAAUGACAAUGCACCGUUUUUGACUAAUACACAGCCCGUUAUAUGGUACGAGAACGAGCCCCCAGGCCAGGUUGUGAUCCUGACUGCCAAAGACUACGACUCAGCAGAAAAUGGCCCACCUUUCACCUUCGCCCUAAACGAAUCCGCGUCAUUUGAUAUUCGCUCCAAAUUCCAUAUACAAGGCAACAUCCUAUCGACCCUCGUGUCUUUUGACCGUGAACAGCGCAAAGAAUACAAGAUUCCAGUAGCCAUCACCGACUCUGGCACUCCUCGACUGACGGGUGUUUCCAUCCUUCAUGUAGUGAUUGGAGAUAAAAACGACAACCCCAUGGCACCAGGGCAUAGCGACAUCUUUGUUUACAAUUACAAGGGUGAAGCUCCAGACACAGAAAUUGGUCGAGUAUACGUUGAUGACCCUGAUGAUUGGGACUUGGCUGACAAGAGGUUUAUGUGGCUACCGUCCUACGAACAGAGGAGUCCAUAUUUUGACAUCCAUAGCAACACUGGCAUGAUCACCAUGAAGGAAGGAACGCCUAAUGGCACUUAUUUGUUGAGGUUCAAUGUGACAGAAGAAAAUGAACCACUGGUACCAUUCCACUGGGUAGAAGCGACAGUGAAUGUGACCAUCAAAGAGAUACCAGAGGAGGCAGUGGAUAAAUCAGGGUCUAUUCGUUUCGUGAACAUCACAGCCGAAGAGUUUAUAGUUCCUGAGCCUGAUGGCACGAGUAAGAAGGACAAGUUACAUCGUCGUUUAGCGCAACUGUACAACACGUCUAUGGACAAUGUGGAUGUUUUCACCGUCUUCACUAAGAAUACGGUGAAGGAUGUUUUCUUGGAUGUACGGUUUUCUGCACACGGGUCCCCGUAUUAUCCUCCCGAGAAAUUGGACAGCAUGGUCAUUGGGAUACAAGAAAAGCUCGAAGAAGAACUCCAAUCAAAGAUCUACAUGGUGAAAAUAGACGAGUGCCUGGUUGAGAAAGAGCAAUGUGAAGAUUCCUGUCGUAACGUGCUGAUGAAGAACAACGUCCCUCUGUCAGUAUACACGAACACUACCAGUUUUGUUGGCGUGUCUGCGAGGGUGGAGUCGGAGUGCACUUGUGAUGUGGUCGAACCACUUGUGUGCUUGAAUGGAGGUACUCCAUUCGCGGAUAAGUGCGAGUGUCCCGAAGGUCUAUCAGGACCUCAUUGCGAGCAAACUUCAAUCGGUUUCCAUGGAGACGGUUGGGCCAUGUACUCAUCCCCGCCGGCGUGCCAGGAAGGUCACGUGACCUUGACCGUGACCUCACACUCCAGUAACAGCCUCGUCUUCUAUUUAGGACCCUUGAAGCACAAUCCACUUUUGGAAGUUCAAGAUUUCAUGUCUUUGGAGCUGGUAGAAGGCUUCCCAGUACUCCUCGUUAACUAUGGAUCUGGUACGACCAGGCUUAACAACAGCGUGGUCCACGUGGCCGAUGGAAAGCCUCAUUUGAUAGAAAUAGUUCUCAUGAGAAGUUCUAUUGAAAUGUUCGUGGAUAGAUGUAAAUUGUCUACGUGUAUGAGCCUUGCUGCUCCUACUGGACCAAGAGAAAUUUUAAAUGUAAACGGUCCACUGCAACUUGGAGGCGCCAGUAUAGAUCUCCAACAUUUAGCUAGAACUUUCGGUUGGAAACACGUGCCAACUAACCAAAAUUUCGUAGGAUGCAUCAGUAACUUCACAUAUAACGACUUUAUGUACAACUUAGGAGAGCCGUCGUUACAUCGUAAUGCGGACCCAAGUUGCCAACGCAGCAUGUUCACCGCCGUCACCUUUGGUAUCGAUACCAAUUUCUUAGUAGCCAUACUUGUCUGCAUCGUCAUAUUAGCAAUACUUCUCCUAGCAGUGGUCGUACAUCGAAGGCGAGCUGACGCCUGGGCUGAGAAGGAGCUGGACGAUAUUAGAGAGAACAUCAUUGCUUACGAAGACGAAGGUGGCGGCGAGGGAGAUGCUGGAUACGACCUGCAUGUCCUCAGGCAAAUGUAUGAUGGUCCAUUGCCUGAUACUGACACCUUCAUGCAGAGUAGAGGUAUGGUAGGUGCAGCGCCAGACAUCUCAGGAUUUCUGGACGACAAGAAGUCUGUCCUUGAUCGGGAUCCAGACAUCACGCCAUAUGAUGACGUCCGUCACUACGCGUACGAGGGAGACGGGAAUACUAGUGGUUCUCUCUCUUCUUUAGCGAGCUGUACGGACGACGGAGACCUCAAAUUCAACUACCUACAAACAUUCGGUCCGCGGUUCCGCAAGUUGGCGGACAUGUAUGGUGAUGAGGACGAGGAUCGGCCGCACGAGGAGUCUUGGUGCUAGCGCCACGCUUGGCUCGUGUAGCCUACUUCUGACUGUCCAGGCCCUGUGCCAAGUGCUUGGUAAACCACCAAGCUCCAUGAUGCCUUACCGCUUAACAGCGUUUGAUUUAACAAGGUACUUGUGUUGCCAGUGACAAUUACACCCCACCGGAUAACCCCUUUCAUUGAAAUUGACAUUUUAAAUUUGAAUUUAGAACCAUGAUUGUGAUAAUGUGACCUUUUUUGACGGUUCGCUUUGGGAUUGAAUGAAGUUUGGCGGUUGAUUCUAUUUUUUUUUAUCUGUGACUUAAUAAUGUUGUACAAUAUUUUUGACAGAUGAGUGACAUUUGUGUUAAUUAUUUUUCUAUUUUUUCUGUUCUAUUUCGUGCUGCAGCUAUUGUUUCAAUUGUUUUUUUUUAUUGAUUGUUAUUUUUUAAUAAUGUGAUUUUUAGAAAAUUGCGGCCUAAUUAUUUUUAGUAACGUCUUAUUUUCUUUAGAUCAUUUGAUUCUGAAUUGUUCUUACAUACCCUGCGAAAACUAUCAGUAAAAUCUGCUCUAAAAGAUUUGUUAGGCAUCACAAUCUACUAGACUUUAUUUUCUACUGAACAUAAUUGGAACCGAUCCCUUAGCUACGAUUUAUAAGAAUAAAAAAAAAAUGUGUCAAAAACAAUUUGUGAAAGAACAACAGUAUUACAUUUUAAAAAUACGAGAAUUGCAAUUACGUUUCAAAAAGUGGGUUCAAUUGAAAACUGAUUAAUUUAAAAGCAAAGUGAUAAUCUUAAAUGGUGGAAUGUUCUUAGUAAAAUGCGUUUUAAGAUAAUAAUUAUAUGUAUUCAAUUAUAAUUGUAUUCAAAUAAAUCACAUUAAAGAAAUGUUUUUAAGAAAAUGACUGAUGUAACAUUUAGGCAUUGUUGUAGAUACGCCUAAAUUAUUUCGACUAUGUAAUUUUUAUAUUGUAAAAUGUUUAGGACAGAAAUUGAGUGAUGUAUGACUUCUAUUUAAGACUUUUAUACGUAUUAUUCAUUUAGUUUUUUAAUAGUUCGGCCUUAGAUUAGUUAGCGGUACUGGUUAUGGUUGGUCACACGCUUCGACAGUCGCCUCGCCUGACUUUGGCAGCUGAUUUCAUUCAGUAAAUUACUUAAAAGUGAUUUUAAAUACUUAAUUGAAUGAAAUAUUUGUAGAGCUUUUUCUGAUAGUGGCAUUUUGACGAAUGUUAA